Molecule: messenger RNA, 2910 nt
Organism: Chlamydomonas reinhardtii
Lineage: Eukaryota; Viridiplantae; Chlorophyta; Chlorophyceae; Chlamydomonadales; Chlamydomonadaceae
Exons: 9
Coding region: 179-2278 (699 amino acids)
Biological process (GO): transmembrane transport
Cellular component (GO): membrane
Molecular function (GO): transmembrane transporter activity
Source: RefSeq, a predicted model, not a curated record
GGCAUCUCCGCAUCUACAUAAUAGUUCUUGCCUUAGGUACGCUGUCAAUGACAUAAGAAAGAGACGCAGACGGAACUUGAACCAGAAAGCGAACACAACUUUCGAUUUCCGCAAGCGUGCUUGUGCUGCCUGCCGUCGGCAUCAGGCGAUAUACUUAGCAGGCAGACCGUAGCCAUCAAUGGGCGGGAGUGCGGACGUGGCUGUGAGCCUUCCGUGGGUCGACGACGCACUUGAGGCGGUUGGCCUUGGUCGAUGUCAGGCCCUGCUAUUCCUCUAUGUGGGCCUGUGCUGGAUGUCGGAUGCAAUGGAGGUGAUGCUGGUGACCGUCAUGGCACCCGCCGUGGCGUGUGAGUGGGACAUCUCGCCCGAGUCACAGAGCCUGUUGGCGGGGGCUGUCUUCCUGGGCAUGAUGUUCGCCUCGCCGGCUUGGGGCGCCGUCGCUGACGUGGCGGGCCGCCGCCGGGCGUUCGGUGGCGCGGCGGUGCUGGCGGUGGUUGGCGGCGUGGCCAGCGCCUUCAGCCGCAGUCUGACGUGGCUGGUGGCGGCGCGGCUGGUGGUGGGGUCGGGGCUGGUGGGCGUACUGCCCAUGUACAGCCUCAUGGAGGAGUGGCUGCCUAAAGGCAGCGGCAGCAAAGGCAAGGUGCUGGUAGCACUGCAGGGAUGGUGGAGUGUGGGCACCGCCGUCGAGUCACUGCUGGCCCUCGCGCUGCUGAACAAUCACGGCUGGAGGGCGCUGCUUGCAGCGUCUGUGGCGCCCCUGGCCAUUGUGAUUGCGCUGCUGCCGCUAGUGCCUGAGUCGCCGCACUACCUGGCCGCGCUGGGGAAACGGGACGAGGCGGUCAGGGUGCUGGAGGCGGCAGCCGCUCUCAACGGCCGCAGUGCACAGCUGCGGCGGCACUGGGAGGACGUGCAGCAGCGCCAACAGCAGGCGCAAGACGAGGAGCCACUGCUGCAGCAGCAGCAGCGGCGGCAGCAGCAGCAAGCCCAUGUGGGUCAGCACGCGACACCGGCCUUACAUCAUCCCACGGUCCGCGUGCAGGCUGGUUCACGCGCGUAUGCAGCCGCACAUGAAGGCAACGACGCGGCCGCCGCGCCUGAGGUCUUGGAGCUGCCCAAGAGCGGCAAGGCAACAGCCGGACCAGACCUCCAGUCAGGCCCGGGCGCCGGGUCACGUGAUGCCGACGCGCCGGGUCAUGACACCGAGGCGGGUGCUGCAGGCGCAGGCACAGGCGCACGUGCAGAGGGCAGCAGCCGUCCGGGGUCCUCGUUACGAAGCUGCUGUGGGCGACAGGACGGCCCGUGCGGCAAGCUGGGAGCAGUGCUCGGCAGCCUGCUCAGCCCCCAGCUGCGUUGGCGCACAUGCCGGCUGGCGGUCACGUGGUUCGCAUCUGCGUUGUCGUACUACGGAGUUGUGAUGCUGGUGCCGCUGGUGGCGGCGGGGGCGGCGCUAUCGGGAAGUGGGGGCGGCGGCGGCAGUGACGGCGAGGGCAGGUCGGGUCUGGCAGGAGAGUGCCUGCCGUGGGAUGCGGCCGCCGCUGCUGCAGCUGAUGGUGACAGCGGCAGCAGUAGUAGGGGACUUCACCUGGUGCUGCCCACGUCCGCAUACUGGAGCAUGAUGAUCGCGGCGGCGGCGGAACUCCCGUCUCUGGUCCUUGCCUUCCUAACCGUCGACCGCUGGAGCCGGCGGCGGCUGGUAUCGUACGGACUGGCCGCGACCGCUGCCGCGCUGGCGCCUCUGGCAGCUGCCGCCAUCGCCUGGCGUGACGGUAGGGGUGGCGGCGGCGCUGCGUACAACUCCCCACCGCCGCCGCCCGCGCCGUCAAUACCCCUGGAAUGGCAGCCCCGGCGGGCCGCGGCUGGCUUUGUCUUAGCCGGAGGCGCAGGAGGCCCUGACGGCGGUCCCGGCAGCGGGAGUGUCACGGGCGCGCUGGCCUUCAGUCGGCGGCGCCUCCCCGCCACCACGACCACCACAGCACCGGUCCGCGGCGGCGCGGCAGUGGCAGCCUGGCUGCCGGUGGCCUCCGUCACCUCCGCGCGGCUGUUCGUGAGUGGCGCCUUCACGCUGCUGUACGUGCUCACGCCAGGGCAGUACCCUGCCAGUGUGCGUGGCAGCGCCUUGGGUGCUGCCAACACGCUGGCGCGUGUGGGCGCCAUAGCAGCGCCGUAUGUGGCGGUGGCGCUGCCAGCGCACGGGCAGCUGGCGGCUGCGCUGGCGGUGAUGGCGGGCGCAUGCCUGGCGGGCGCGUUUGCGGUGGCAGGGCUGGCGGAUGAGGUGUGAAAGAUGGAGGUGUGAGCUUUGGAAAGCAGGGGAUUGGGGGUGGACGUGUGCUGUGGGUGGUGAGCAAAGCUUAUGAGAAGUCUGUGAAGGGGAGUGCGCGUUAGCGGGAGCGGGAGCGGAAGUAGCCAGGCUGAGAGUUUCGACUUCUUCGGAGCGAAGUAUGAGCGUCGGAGAAGGCAGGUGCGCACGACGUUUAGUGUCUUCGGCAUAGAGGUCGUACACGGCGUCUGAGGCGCCCUAUCACCGCAAGUGCUGCUUGUCUUUAUAUGUCUAUCUAAAUAUACUGUUUUGCCGUUAUCAGUGCGUUAAGUAGCAUACACCCGCCCGUCCCGCCCUGUCAAUUCUGUGGGUCCGAGCGCAAAGUGCCUGUAUAUUGUUUAGUUUAGUGUGACUGUCCAUAUGCGAGGGUGGCGGCAAGGGUUGUGGAGGACGUACGUUCGGUACCAUUCUUGUCAGGGCACCCCUGAUUCUUGUUGCUACGUGUGGGAACGCGCAACGCGGCGAGUGCGAGACAGCCCCGCAUGCCCCUCGCCUUGGAUGCUCCCCGUCGGCUAAGCAUGACAGUCCGCUGCUGGCGAGGGUGGGCUCGUGUGGGCGGUAUCACACUGCACUUUGGAAGUCGUGACCUGGCG